Callorhinchus milii (elephant shark) is the source of this 2379-nucleotide messenger RNA. Its product is annotated as extracellular calcium-sensing receptor-like. Gene Ontology annotation, cellular component: membrane. Gene Ontology annotation, molecular function: G protein-coupled receptor activity. The transcript is spliced from 5 exons. Lineage: Eukaryota; Metazoa; Chordata; Chondrichthyes; Chimaeriformes; Callorhinchidae. The record is from RefSeq and is a predicted model, not a curated record. Gene Ontology annotation, biological process: G protein-coupled receptor signaling pathway. Bases 31 to 2379 code for a protein of 782 amino acids.
GAUUUCAGAGGCUUUCGCUUGGCUCAGACCAUGAUUUUUGCCAUCGAAGAAAUCAACAGAAAUCAUCUCCUUUUGCCAAAUGUCACACUGGGAUUCAGGAUCCACGAUGAUUGUGCGUCAUCCAAGAUUGUGACAAAAGCGGCCUUAGCUCUUGUUAAUGGGGAGGAAACCGGUUUGGGUUAUUCUUGCACAGGACAAUCUAAUGUCAUCGGGAUCGUUGGCACACAAGGAUCCUCUGAGUCUAUUGCAGUAGCAAGAGUUAUUGGUCCUUUUCAAGUUCCAAUGGUCAGCUACUUUUCCACUUGUGUUUGUCUCAGCAAUAGGAACGAAUACCCCGUAUUUUACAGAACUAUACCCAGUGACUACCAUCAGUCCAAGGCUUUAGCUCAAAUCAUUAAGAAGUUUGGAUGGACGUGGAUUGCGACUAUCAGAAGCAACAAUGACUAUGGUAACUUUGGAAUGCAGGCAUUUGUAGACAUUGCGCAGGAACUUGGCAUUUGCAUUGCCUUCUCGGAAUCAUUUUAUAGAACAGAUCCACUUGAAAAGUUAAAAAAAAUUGUAAAUAUAAUUAAAUCAUCUACAACUAAAGUGAUUGUGGCUUUUGUUGCUAAAGCGGAUAUGGAGAUAUUGCUCACGGAAAUUAUAAGUCAAAAUGUCACAGGAAUACAGUGGAUAGGAACAGAAGCUUGGAUAACAGCCAAACUCAUUUCUCCAGAAGAAAGUGUAAGAUUUCUCAUUGGGACAAUUGGCCCUGCAAUUCCUAUGUUAGAAGUAAAAGGAUUGCGAGAAUUUCUGCUUAAAAUCCAUCCUUCUAGUUUUCCCGGAAAUGCUUUUGUGAAGAAAUUUUGGGAAACUGCGUUCCAAUGUACAUUCCCAUCAGGAAACACAAGCCAAAUAACUGCUUUAUCCACAUGGCAACAAUGCACCGGCAAAGAAGACCUGACACAAAUACACAAUGUAUAUUCUGAUGUCAGUGUGGAUGGAAGUUCUUACAAUGUGUAUAAAGCUGUGUACGCAUUUGCUCAUGCACUUCACAAUAUGCUCUCGUGUGAGAAAGGAAAUGAACCAUUUAUGAACAAUACCUGUGCACGUGUGUCAAAUUUUCAACCAUGGCAGCUUCUUCACUACCUACAGUCUGUAAAUUUCACAACUACAUCCGGUGACAGGGUUUAUUUUGAUGGAAAUGGAGAUCCGGUGGCCAUGUACGACUUGAUAAACUGGCAAAUCGAUUCGAGAGGUGUUUCUGAAAUUAAAAUAAUUGGAUCCUACGAUGGGUCUGCGUCUCCGGGUCAUGAAUUAACCCUGGACGAGGAGGCUAUUGUAUGGAAGAGUGGUCAAAACAAGAUGCCACGUUCUGUUUGCAGUGAGAGCUGUAUUCCUGGAACAAGAAAAGUUGCCAGAAAAGGCCAACCCGUGUGUUGCUUUGACUGUACAGAAUGUGCUGAGGGAGAAAUCAGCAACAUCACAGAUUCCACAGACUGCAUUAAAUGCCCUGAACAAUAUUGGCCCAAUCAGCAGAGAGAUCGUUGCCUACCAAAGGAAAUAGAGUUCCUCUCCUUUACCGAAAUGCUGGGAGGUGUAUUGCUGACAUUGGCUCUGGUGGGAGUGAGCACCACAAUAAGUAUUGCCAUUGUCUUCUUCACACACAGAGACACUCCUAUUGUUAAAGCCAACAAUUCUGAGCUCAGCUAUCUGCUUCUCUUUGCAUUAACGCUGUGUUUUCUGUGCUCAGUGACUUUCAUUGGCGAGCCCUCAGUCUGGGCUUGCAUGUUGUGCCACACAGCAUUCGCUAUCGCUUUCGUUCUCUGUAUUUCCUGUAUUUUGAUUAAAACAAUCCUUGUGAUUCUGGCGUUUAAGGCAACUCUUCCAAACAACAACAUGGCCAAAUUGUUCGGGCCUGCUCAGCAGCGUUGGAGUGUAUUCCUCCUUACCUCUGUUCAGUGCCUGAUAUGUACUCUCUGGUUAACUAUAUCACACCCAUUUCCCAUGAGAAACACAGAAUAUUACAGAGAGAUUAUCAUUCUGGAAUGUGACCUGGGCUCUGUGAGCGCCUUUUAUUCUAUGGCGGGAUAUAUUGCUUUCCUGGCCGGAGUGAGCUUUGUGCUGGCGUUUCUAGCUCGGAAAUUACCUGAUAACUUUAAUGAGGCUCAAUGUAUAACCUUUAGCAUGCUCACCUUUUGUGCUGUUUGGAUCACUUUUAUACCAGUUUACAUCAGCUCUCCUGGGAAAUACACCGUUGCUGUCGAAGUCUUUGCUAUUUUAGCCUCGAGUUGUGGGUUAUUGUUUUGUAUUUUUGUUCCUAAAUGUUACAUUAUUUUGAUAAAACCUGAAAUGAAUACCAAAAAGCACUUGAUGGGCAAAGUACCUGUAAAUAAAUAG